CUCUGAAUAGGCAAGCAGUGCGCUGCAUUAGCAGGAACUGAAGUCGGUCUCCACUCAGCCCUGCUGGGUUUUACUUACAGGGCUCCGAGAAGAGCUCAUGCAUAAUUCACAUGGAAGAACCUUCAGCAAAUGAAGACGCCUAGCACACGAGGGUUCUGAGAGCUGCAGACAGACGGGAAGAUAUCUGACACUAAAUCCACCUGUGGACGAAGAUACGCACAGCAGGCCCAAUGGCAAAAGGUAAAAAGAAGUCAAGUGAGUCAAAAGGGAGAAAAAUCACCCUGAAGAUGGCCAAGAAUGCCCUGAAGCUCACUGUGGAUGGAAAGCGGCGCCUGGACCUCAGCAACAUGGAGAUCACCACCUUCCCAAAGUGCAUCCUGAAGCUCUGCGAUGUGGACGAGCUGGACCUGAGCCGAAACAUGCUGAAGAAGAUUCCUGACAUCAUCGACAGCUUCGUCAACCUACGCUGGCUGGACCUGCACAGCAACCAGCUGGAACAGCUGCCCGAGGCCAUCGGGCGCCUGCCGAAACUCCACAGCCUGAACCUGUGCAACAACUUGCUGACCACGUACGGAAUCCCGUAUGAGUUGGGUCUGCUGAGGAAUCUGAGAAGCCUCAACCUGGGCAUGAACCGCAUUGAGACCCUGCCACCCUCCCUUGCUGCCCUCAAGGAGCUGCGCCACCUAGGCCUCUUCAACAAUCUGCUCAUGGGCGUGCCACAAUGGCUCCACAGCCUGCCCAACCUGCAGACGCUCAACGUCAAGAGCAACCCCAUAUGUUCAGAUGAGCCCCAAAAGCUGGACCCCAUCCGGCGGGUGGAGUGCCUGUACCUAGUCAGGGAGGGCUGCCUCUGUAGUGAAUGUCUCCAGAAGUGCAAAGAAGAGAGGGGCAAGGUGGAUAGUAGGAUCAGUAAGGGUCUGGUUCAGAGGAGAUCCAUCCUUGCUGGGCUGAUUACACCCAAUUCUGUGGCACAAGAUGACAAGGCAGUGUGCAGAUGAAGAACGCCUGCAGCAGGGUUCCAUGUGGACCAAGAUAGGAUCAUUUUUGGACUGUUUUGUGUGAAAAUUGACACUCCUGCUAAAAAUAUAAUGGUUAAAUAAUAACCCUUAGAAAUCUAUAGUUAUUACAUAAUUUGCAAUAUAAUUACAAUGUAAUUGCAUAAUAAUUACAUGGUAGUAAAACAAUAAAUUACAGCUCAUUUACAUUUUGUAUCAGCAUUACUAAAUGUUGGCUAAAUCUGCCUGUGAAUCACUUUAAUCUGCUCAUUUUAGUAUAAAAACAGAACAAACUAAACCGAACAUAAACCACAACAGCUUUAGUAGCAUAUAGAGCUGAACCAUGGAGCUGGGCCUUCAGUUCAAGCCAUAAGAGUCAGAACUUUGUCAUGAAAAUGAGAGAAAAACACCUUUAUAACAAUAUUAUGUUCAAUAUUACUAGCACCUCUAUGGGGUUUUAUAUAAUAUAUUAGAGCUAAGGUAAUACUGGUACACAGUGGUUGUUCUAGAAUAAACACAGACAUAUAAAAGCCUAUGAAAGUUGUUCCAUAUGUUUUAUCUGAAGCUUGAAACAGACAUGAAUGUAUAUCUGAGUAUGUAUGUAUCAGUUUUACAGUGACUCUUUCAGUAAAGAGUUCUGAGGUAAAGCUGCCGCCACUGUUUCACAUUCCUAACAACAAACCUGCUUAGACUAUAGCUCAGAUUUAGGCAGUAAUGCAUCUAGAACCUCUAGGUCUAGAAGUCCAAACCAAUGAGAGUUCAUUAGGUUGUAUCUACCUAAUGGCCAAACCUGACUGGACAAUUUUUAGGUUGUUUCAAGAUUUUACAUUAUUUGGAUCUGUUAUAGAGAAUUUAAAGCUCUGUUGCUGGUUUUUAAAGCCUUAAAUGAGCUUAAAGCUCCUGAACAUCUGUUUGUUUAUGAUCUUAGAUCUGCAGAUACUGACAUCCUGAACACCUUCAGUAAAACACAGAAAAC
Messenger RNA from Pygocentrus nattereri (red-bellied piranha), 1971 nucleotides. RefSeq names its product leucine rich repeat containing 18b (gene lrrc18b). Gene Ontology annotation, molecular function: protein binding. Lineage: Eukaryota; Metazoa; Chordata; Actinopteri; Characiformes; Serrasalmidae. Bases 231 to 998 code for a protein of 255 amino acids. The transcript is spliced from 2 exons. The record is from RefSeq and is a predicted model, not a curated record.